Molecule: messenger RNA, 5571 nt
Organism: Ceratina calcarata
Lineage: Eukaryota; Metazoa; Arthropoda; Insecta; Hymenoptera; Apidae
Gene: Fancm
Product: FA complementation group M
Exons: 14
Coding region: 148-4338 (1396 amino acids)
Biological process (GO): double-strand break repair via synthesis-dependent strand annealing; interstrand cross-link repair
Molecular function (GO): 3'-5' DNA helicase activity; four-way junction helicase activity; ATP binding
Source: RefSeq, a predicted model, not a curated record
AAUAUCAAUGUGAACGGGAUACUGUAUUGAGUUAGUGGAUGUAAGAUGAGGGUUAGAAAUAUAGUUAGGAGUUCGUCGUAGUUCGGAUCUUAUUACUGAAGUCUAAUUAUUAUUUUGAUCAAUUAAGAGAAGCUAAAUCAACAAAAAAUGGAAUUAUUAUCGCAGAAUCCACAAAUAUCAACUGAUUCUGAAAUAAAAGGAUUCGACAUUUCUGCUGGCAAAACAUGGAUUUAUCCCGAAAACUAUCCUAUCAGAGAUUAUCAGUUCAAUAUUGUCAAGUCUUGCUUAUAUACAAACACUUUAGUUUGUUUACCCACUGGACUAGGAAAAACAUUUAUUGCUGCAGUUAUAAUGUAUAACUUUUGGAGAUGGUAUCCUCGUGGAAAAGUAGUAUUUCUAGCACCAACAAAGCCAUUGGUUGCUCAACAAAUUGAUGCUUGUCACAAUGUAAUGGGUAUACCUACUAUAGAGACUGUUCAACUUACAGGAGCAGUCAAUCAGAAGCAACGUGAAGCAGUUUGGUUGAAAAAACGAGUGAUAUUUGCAACGCCUCAAGUUUUUCAGAAUGAUUUAGAAAAACAUGUUGUACCUAGUGAUUUAGUGAAAUGUGUAGUUAUAGAUGAAGCUCAUAAAGCUUUGGGGAAACAUUCUUAUUGUGAGUGUAUUCGAUUAUUGGCUGAGAAGAAUCAAUAUUUCAGAGUGUUAGCAUUAUCUGCUACACCAGGAAAUAAGAUCGGCAAUGUUCACGAGGUGAUACAAAAUUUACUAAUAGCUCACAUGGAAUUGAGAGAUGAAACAUCUAUUGAUAUUGUACCAUAUAUUAACAAGAGAGAAGUUGACGUUAUUUUAGUACCUCUUAACAAAGAACUGUUACAAUAUAAAGAAAGAUAUAUCUUAAUUAUGGAUAGGCAUGUAAAAGUUUUACUACAAAAUAAUGUUCUUCGCGGAAAUACGGCAAAUAUCUCAAAAGGAAGGAUAUUUUACAUAUCAAGAGAAUAUCAGAAUAAAACAAACAAAACGGGGAAUUAUGGAAUGAUUAUGAAAACAAUAACCGUGUUACUCUCAAUGUAUCAUGCCUACGAGCUUCUGAUCAGAGACGGACUAAGAGCAUUUUAUAAAUUCUAUCAAGAUCACAAUGAUAAAUUUUGGAUGAACGACGAACUACAAUUGCAAGAAUUGCUGGAUGAUAUUAAAAAUUAUUUAGGUCCAUUUCCGGACGCGAAAGCUUUAAGCGAAGAAACCAUAAAAGAUAUACCAGAAGAUCUUGUAUUCGGGCAUACAAAGUUUGCAAAGUUGAAAGAACUCCUUUUGAACCAUUUUAAAAAUAAUGAUAAGAAUGAUACAAGAGCUAUAGUUUUCGUCGAGUAUCGACAGAUUGUGAGCGAAGUAUAUGUUUUACUACGGCAAUGCCAACCCAUAAUAAGACCGCAAAUGUUUGUCGGCCAAGCUGGACAAAAGCAAAAACAGCAAGUAGAGGCCUUGAACAAAUUUCGAAGCAAUCAUGUAAAUGUUCUUGUAUCCACGAGUAUAGGAGAAGAAGGGUUGGAUGUUGGAGAAGUAGAUUUAAUAAUUUGUUUCGACGUGUCCCAACAUUCUCCGAUCCGAUUGGUGCAAAGAAUGGGAAGAACGGGUCGAAAACGCGAUGGGCACAUAAUCAUUCUUGUCACGGAUGGUAAAGAAUACGAGACGUUAAAAUCCACAAUGGCUAGAAGAGAUUCCCUGAAUGACAAAAUAUUAAAUACCAGUAACAUUUGUUCUUCGCUUUAUCAAAACAAUCCUCGUAUGAUCCCCGAUCAUUUAACACCCGAAUGCAUAAAAAUGCAUAUUAAUGUUCAUCCGAAAACGCCAACUGUACAAUCCAGAAGCGGGAAAGGAAAAUUAGAUAAGAAAGAUAAUAAACGUUACAAUAAUCUAAAAAGGAAAGUUAACACAGAAUCUAAUUUGGAAUCGGGAAAAGAUGGAGGUCAAUUUUCAAUGAUAAAAUAUUUGAGGAACGAUCAAACGAAAAUGAAAGAUUGUGAAAUACGUACUCCUAAUAAUUUCCAAAAUAAUAUCCGUAAUGUCGUAAAAUCAUCGGACGUAAAAAUUCUUACUUCAGAUAAGGAUUCCCUUGAGUUUCUUACGACGUGUGCUUUGAUAAAUUCGGAAAGAGAAGGAAAUAAGGAGAAUGAGAAUAUUAACGAAUCUUACAUACCCCAGUUUCCUUACAUUAGAAAUUUCUUUAAUUUUUCAAUACCAGGUACUGAAAUCCUUGAAUGUGUAAGCACAUUGAGUGAUACUGCUCUUUUUGAAAGCGAUAAAAAAGAAUUGGAUAAUGAUAGUGAAAACGAAAACGAGAAAGAUUUAUAUGUAGAUGAUUACUUGUUUGAUGACGUAGGGGGUGACUUUUCUAAUGAAUGUGUAUUCGAAAAAACAACGAACGUAGACGUCAACAGGUGUGUCACUUCAAAAUCGAGGUUCGAAGAUAUCUUCGAUGAAAGCGAUGAAAGCGAUACAUCGGACAACGUAGAGAAGAAGCAUGACGCUUGUGCUUCAUCAGUUGCUUCCGGUCGAUGUGAAAGCAGCAAAUCAGAAAAAGAAUUUAAUAAAUUAGGGAAUUGUGAAUUUAGUAAAUUUGAGGAUAUAUUAGACGACUCAUCUGAUGACACAGAAAUUAGUUGUGAUUCGAAACUUGGAUUCAGUAUGGCUGAAAAUGUCGAACAAACGCAUAUUAAUAACAUUAAUGUUUUUCAAGAAACAAAAAUAAAAGAUUUUUCUGACACUAUAAAACUAUGUGAUAGCAAAUUAAAAACAAGCGAAGAAGCGAACAAGAAUAAUUGUACAUCAGUAUCUGUUUGUUCUAAGAACUUAGACACUUCUAAUGUGUCACAAACAAAUCAUGGAAGAUCGCAAUUAAGUUUAGAGUCAAUGACUCAAGAAGCAAAUAAUGAGUCUGACCACGAUAUGUUUGAAGACGAUAGUGUUCUGUUGCAAGUUUGCAGUCAGAUAGAUCAGUUAAGUUCCAUUGAUCAAAUGGAUACACUAAAUAAAGAUAAGGUUGAGGAAAACAUGGAUGAUAAUGAAAACGAGGUCGACAUGGAAUUGAGAUUGGAAGAAUUUGAAUGGGACGACUGCUUUGAAAUUCCGGCCAACCCUGUCAAAGAUGAUAUAAAAUAUACAUCUGAAGGAACAGAAACUAGUAACAAAUCAGUCGACAAAGGUAGAGAUAACAUCGUACGGAAUUCUUCGGAUAAGUCUUGGACUUCUAUCAAAGAACCAAUAAGACAAACAAAUAACACAUCAAUCAGCAAAGCUGGGAAUAAUGUCGAACAGAAUUCUUCGGAUGAUGGUUGGAUUUGUGUCAGAAAACCGAUAACACAAAAAAGGAAUAUAUCAGUUAACAUAGCUGAAAGUAAAGUCGAAAGAUAUUCUUUGAGUGAGAGUUUUAUUUCUAAUAGCACAUCGAUGGCACAAAAAAGUAACAUAUCAGUCAGCACAGCUGAAACUAGUAUCGAAAAGAAUUCUUCGGAUGACGGCUGGAUUUCCGUAAAAAAACCAACGAACGUAUCAGGGAAUGUUCUUCAAGAAAGUAUUUCGGAAAAAUUAGCCAAUAUAGGAAAGAGAAAAAAUUCGGUAUGCAAUUUUCCGAUAAAUAAUUCACUGGACGAUGGUUGGUUUUCCAAUGUGAAAGAAAAUAGAAGUCCAUACUUCAAUAAGUCACACUUUGACCUGACCGAGAUAUAUAGUGACACAUCCUUUGAAAAUGAAUACAAAAGUCGGAAAAGCGAAGCGAAAGAUAUUCAAAAGAAUAAAAGAUUACGGAAACGUCGAAAAUUGAACAAAGCGAGGAAAGAAUUUCUAAAUGACGAAGCAGAAGUUUCUUUGAACGACUUUACGACAGAUGGGAGUUCCGGCACCGACGAAGAUCUUGAAGGUUUCGUUAGUUAUACGCAGAAUGUGCACGAUACGACCGACAUGCAUGUUCAUUAUUUAAAAAGCGUUAGAAGCCCAGUUAAAAAACCAAAUGGUUUUAUUUUUAAGAAACCUCGUGAACUCGAUUCCAAAGUGGAGAUAUAUUCGCAACCCUUAAGUCAACUCGACGAUACUUACGUAAAUGAUUCGUUUUGUGUAGCGGGAGACGAAAUUGAAGAUGUAGAAAUGAUUCAAGAAGAAUGUUUAUUAGAAAAAGCCGAACGACUUCUUAAAAGUCGAAAACGCAAACGUCGUGAAAAGGAAUCGAACAAUUGUACAGAAGGGAAUAAUCGAAGAAACAUAAUUCAUUUAGACAGCAGUAGCGAAGAUGAGAUCGAAAUAAUGCGCAAUCAAAUAAGAGAUGGGACGCAGUUAGCGCGAACUUGACAAUUUCACACAUUAUAAAACGAUUAGCGUUCAAUCGCUUAUCUUCCUACUUCUUCAAUGUCAUAGAAUCUUUUGUUUACUCAUAAAAGAAAAAAGAAUAGUUAUCUUCUUUUCUUGGAAAAUUCUGUUCAAUGUAAAGUGAUUUUCCGAAACCCCGUGUCGAAUUGAAGAUAGAGGUGGUUCAAAAUGUGAACAAUGAGCAUAAUACUUUUCACAAGCCCAGGUAUGCAAGGAAGAGCUAUUACAAAGGUGAAACUACCUUACCCCGCCCUUACGAGGGUUGAAGAUGUACCUGCUGUUAUUUUUCCCAAAUGGUGAACUGUCUGUGAUCUUUUGUGCUCUCAACGCAUAUAAACCCAGGUCUGUGAAUAUUUCGUUUAGUCGUCAGACUUGGAAGGCACUGGAACGGUGCACGAAUACUUGCGUGAAAUUAAAAAAAGUACUGAUAUUUCUAAGAUUAAAAAAGAAAAUACCGACAAAUAAUGCAUCGCGUUUUAAUUAUCUGGUUAAUAGUCGGCUUGUGCGGAGCUAUGGUUGUGCCGGUUAAAGAACAGAAGGACAAUAACGAACAGAUCCAUCGUGAACAACAAUCGAACGAGAGAAGCGUCGUAACGUCUCCGAUCAAUAGUCAGGAACAAUCGCAUCACGCGAUAGUGGCUAAAGGGAAUCAAGCAAUCGCUAGUAGAUACUUUUAUCCGUUUUAUCCUGAAUACAGCAAUGGAUACGUGAUGCAGACUGGAUAUGAGAAUUAUCUCGUGCCUAAGGCUCUUCAAACGCAAACGGCGAACGCUUUUUCCGCUGUCGAUGUUAUGACGAACUUGCUUCCAUUCUCCGGUGAAAUUCUGAUGUAUGGAGCACGAGCCAGUGUUUACCUUGUGCAUUUCCUCUUCCCGGUUGUUGUAGGCGGGCUUUUUAUGACCGUGCUCUGUAUGUAUACUACGAUUUGUACCAACUACCUCGGUUUUAGCCUCACGAACGAUCAGAUAAAAGAACAGAUAGCGGAAAUAGCUCGAAGUUACAUGACUACCGAGGCUGUGAAUGCAGCUAGUUUAUUAGUUUCGCAAGCUCUCGAAAAAUAUUCACUGAUGCAGAAUGAAGAAUACGAAAAUAUUAAGUUAAAGGAAACCGACAAGCCUGUCUAAGAAUACAAUUACCUCAGGGUUUAUUACAUACGAAGCAUAAUUGUAAAUAAAUGCUAUUUUCAUUAAAUAUAACUAACAAAUGCAACUGAAA